This is a messenger RNA of Anoplopoma fimbria (sablefish), 4750 nucleotides long. Its product is annotated as A disintegrin and metalloproteinase with thrombospondin motifs 8-like. Gene Ontology annotation, biological process: extracellular matrix organization; proteolysis. The transcript has 10 exons. The record is from RefSeq and is a predicted model, not a curated record. The coding region runs from base 1 to 2772 and encodes 923 amino acids. Lineage: Eukaryota; Metazoa; Chordata; Actinopteri; Perciformes; Anoplopomatidae. Gene Ontology annotation, molecular function: metalloendopeptidase activity; zinc ion binding.
AUGUGCUCCACUGUGUGCUUCACCCUGGCACUGCUGUGCGUCACCCAGUCUGACGUGGAGGUGAUACCUGAGGUGGAGGUGAUAGUACCUGUGCGGGUCCACGCCAGGAGGCUCAGCGGGAGGUUCUGGAAGAGGAGCGAGGAGCAGCCCAGGUUCCUCCUCAGCGCCUUUGGGAAGCAUCUGACCCUCAACCUCACCCCGGACACCGGGUUCCUGGCACCGUCCUUCUCCGUCCAGCGGGUCAGAGCCGGACAGGUGGGCUCAGGUGUCCGCACGGAGGAGGCAGGAGGUCGGCUCAGGAGCUGCUUCUACUCCGGGACCGUGGAGCACGACCUGGGCUCGGUCGUGGCUGUCAGUCUGUGCUCCGGCAUCCUGGGCUCCUUCAUAACGGAGGGGGACGAGUACUUCAUUGAGCCCAAACGUGGAGGAGACCCAGGGUCUGCAGAGCAGCUGCACGUCCUCAGGAGGAGGAGGAGGACGUCCACCAGGAGCCCCGGGGUGCCCGUCCUGAUGGACCGGCACCGGUGGGAAGGUUUUACGCACGACGCGCGUAAAAGGGAAGCUCGCCGGAGACGCUUCGUGUCCGCACCUCGCUUCAUAGAGACCCUGGUGGUGGCGGAUUCCAGCAUGACCCACUUCUAUGGAGAUGAGAUAAAGCACUACAUUCUGACCCUGAUGUCCAUGGCCGCGCAGCUUUACAAGCACCCCAGCAUAAAGAACUCAGUGAACAUGGUGGUGGUGAAACUGUUGGUGGUGGAGGACGAGGAGGUCGGCCCGGAGGUCUCCAGCAACGGAGGGGUGGCUCUGAGGAACUUCUGCUCCUGGCAGCAGCUCUUCAACCCGCCAAGCCAGAGGCAUCCAGAGCACUACGACACCGCCAUGCUCUUCACCAGAGAGGACAUCUGCGGACAGAAGAGCUGCGACACGUUGGGCGUGGCCGAUGUCGGGACGAUGUGCGACCCCAAGAGAAGCUGCUCGGUUAUCGAGGACAACGGCCUGCAGGCCGCCUUCACAGCUGCACACGAGCUCGGCCAUGUGUUGAGCAUGCCUCACGACGACUCCAAGACCUGUGAGAGGCUGUUUGGAGAUCUGGGAGGACAUUACCUGAUGGCUCCUCUGUUUGUCAGCCUCAACAAGACGGCGCCUUGGUCGCCCUGCAGCGCUCUCUACGUCACGGAGUUCUUUGACAACGGACACGGGGACUGCCUGCUGGAUGUCCCAGAGAGCACCAUGCCGUUACCCAGAGAGCUGCCAGGAACCAAGUACAGCCUGGACCAGCAGUGCCAGCAGAUGUUUGGAGAGGAGUUCGUCCAAUGCCCGAACUCCUCAGACAGCGAUGUUUGCAACCAGCUGUGGUGUCAGGAGGACGGGACGCUCCAGUGCUCCACCAAGAACGGCAGCUUGCCCUGGGCCGACGGAACCCCCUGCAGCCUCAACGGGACCUGCCUCAACGGAGAGUGCAUGUCGACCCUGGAGGUGAUGCAACCGCUGGUGGCUGUGGACGGCGGCUGGAGCUCGUGGGGGCCGUGGCAGCGGUGCUCCAGAACAUGUGGAGGCGGGGUGGAGUUCUCCUACAGGGAGUGCACUGACCCGGUGCCUCUGAACGGAGGGAGGUACUGUGAGGGUCAGAGGGUCCAGUACCAGUCCUGCAACACGCAGCCAUGUGACGACAACAACGGAAAGAGCUUCAGAGAGGAGCAGUGUGAGAAGUACAACAGCCUCAGCUACCUGGACUUCAACGGGAACAUGAAACAGUGGAUCCCAAAGUACGCCGGCGUUUCUCCCAGAGACAGAUGUAAACUGUUCUGCAGAGCCAGAGGCAGCAGUGAGUUCAAGGUGUUUGAAUCCAAGGUGAUCGACGGGACGACCUGUGGCCCCGACACCACGUCGGUUUGUGUCCAAGGUCAGUGUGUGAAGGCCGGCUGCGACCAGGUGAUUGGAUCCACCAAGAGGGUGGACAAGUGUGGAGUGUGUGGAGGAAGUGGGCUCACCUGUAGGAAGAUCACGGGCUCCUACAACAAAGCAACUUACGGGUACAGCGACAUUGUCACAAUCCCUGUUGGCGCCACUAACAUUGACAUCAAACAGCGGAGCCACAGGGGAAUCAAACACGACGGGAACUACCUGGCCGUGAAGAGAGAGAGCGGCGGUUACAUCCUCAACGGUAACUUCUCCGUGUCCACGGUGGAGCAGGACAUUCCUGUUCUGGGAGCUGUGCUAAAGUACAGCGGCUCCUCCACCACGCUGGAGAGGAUCCAGAGCUUCAGGCAGCUGAGGGAGGUCAUCACCAUACAACUCCUCGCCACCGCCGGGGACGCCAACCCUCCCAAGGUCAAAUAUACUUUUUUCAUCCCCAGAGAUGUGACCUUUAACAAAACCAAGGAGAGGAAGGGCUCGUCGCCGUCUAUGCAUAUGAUCCAUCCGUUCGGCGUGCCCGACUGGGUGCUCGGCGAGUGGUCCGAGUGCUCCAAGAGCUGUGGCUCCGGAUGGUCCAGGAGGAACGUUGAAUGCAGGGACAAUGCGGGCUUCCUGUCCAGCCAUUGUGACGUAGACCUGAAGCCCAUGGACAUCAGGCCCUGUGGGGAUCUGCCCUGCCCCAUGUGGCAGAUGGGACCUUGGUCCGUCUGCUCACGAACUUGUGGUCAUGGCGAACGCCGCCGCAGCAUCUUCUGCAUAGACUACACUGGGAAGAUCGUGGAACAGGAGAAGUGCGAUCUGGACAAACUCCCAGAGCCGCUCUCUGGAGAGUGUGUCAACCAAGAGUGCUUAUGAAGAACAUGAGCAUAGUGAACUUUCCCUUUUUGGUCCGACUGCACUUACCAACCAUGGAUGGAUUACUGAAUGGGCACACUGGGCACAGGGCAACGUGUCGGGGGCAGAGACACAAAACGACCACAAAGAGACACAUAACAACCAGGAAGUGACAAAAAACAACCAUAAAGACACAAAAUAACCACAAAGACACAUAAAAACCUCAAAGAUACAUAAAAUCAGCUCCAAGAUACAUAAAACGAUCACAAAGAGACACAUAACAACCACAAACAGACAUUAAGUGAACACCAGGAGACACAAAAUAACCACAUAAAGACACAUAACAACCAGAAAGAGACACAAAAUAACCACAAAGAGACACAUAACAUCCACAAAGAGACAGAUAACAACCACAUAAAGACACAUAACAUCCACAAAGAGACACUGAACAAGUACAAAGUGACAAAUAACAACCACAAAGAGACACAAAAUAACCACAAAGAAACAAAUAACAACUACAAAGUGACACAUAACAACUACAAAGAGACAAAUAACAUCCACAAAGAGACACAAAAUAACCACAAAGAGACACAUAAUAACCACAAAGAACCAAAUAACAACCACAAACAGACAUAAUAACCAUAAAGGGACACAUAACAACCACCUGAACAACUACAAAGAGACAUAAAGUGAACAACAAGAGACACAUAACAACCACACAAAAUAACCACAAAGAGACAUAAAUAACUACAAAGAGACAUAAAUAACUACAAAGAGGCGGGGUUACAUGCCUGUCCCUUUGGCCCAUUUCCUCAUAAUCUGUCCAUUUCACCAGCUGGUCUCAUCAAGUCACAUCAGGGGCACAUCAUUGCCUGAAUAUUGUUUUGUCAUCUUUUAUUGACAUUUGACAACCACUAUUGAGAUUUGUAACCAUGGAAAUCUACCUCAGGAUGUACAUGUGAUGCUAUGUAUAGAUGUUAGAUGAAGGUGCUGUGUGUCUGUUUUCUCCAGAAAGAGAAGUUUUCUAGUCCCACUUUAAAACAGAAACUAUCUUUAUGGAUGAAGUGUGGUAAUAAUAAUCUGCAGUCUUUACGGUGGGGCUAGAGCAAUGGCAUGAAACCUGCUGUCAAGCACCAGCACAGUGUAAAUAUACCUCCAACUGUCCUCAACUCACGCCUGUAAAGCUUUGAUCGAGUCGUUUACCUGUUAUUGAGGUAAGAACAUACGAUCGAUGCGUUGGAAUUUGAAGCCCUCUGGGAAAUGCGCUCCUGUUUGAAUUAUUUCUCAUUUCUACACACGUACUAUCAUUUUUUAAAUGAUUGUCAUGAAAAUGUGGAUUUUGUAACUGUAGGAAAUCCAUUAAGUGACAUCAAAUCUGACAAUAUUUUAGCCUUUUUCAUAACAGAUUGUUUCAUUGCUGAACUAGAGAUAUAUAAUUUAUAGAAAUUGAUAGAGUUUGAGUUUACACAAUGUGUAAAAUGAAUUAGGAUAGAUAAAGACUGGUCAUUUGAGACCACAGAAACCCAUGACAGAGAAUUUCCCGCGGUUAAAUUGUAGAGUUUUUUCAGGCGUAUAAUAAUGCCGUCGAGAGGAAAAAGUGGUACGAACAACCUGAAACGCCACAGAUGUUUCAUUGGAGAUGUUGUUCCUAAUUUAAGUGAUAAGCAUACUAUCUAUCGUGUAUAUGAAAAAAUAACAUUAAUUUUAUUCAUUUCCAGACUUUUAUUUUGUUGAUGCAUCAUAUGCAUAAACGCUCACAGUUGUUUUUCAGACUCAUGUAUGUAUAUUUGAUUUCUUCAUUCCUGUUGUUAAUUUACAUGAUGUUAUGAAACAAAAGAGAUGGAGCAUUAGGCCUAUAUCCCUUCAGUGAAGGACCAUGCUAUUUUAUUAUGACAGCUUCCUUUUUAAGCUAUUUAUUUUUGUAAUAUUUUUACUUUGGACAUGUAAUUAACAUGGCAGAUGCUGCUGUCUUUGAGAUUUUUUGUCUAUAAAAAAUGGU